ACUACCUCGCAGAAAAUGGGCGGAUGUUUAUCUGCUAGUUUGGACUUGUUGGGAACCAACAAUUACAAAGCAACCCAUUAGAAUACAGUUCGUAUCUUUACUGUAAAUCAUGUCAGGGCUUGUCUUGACACAACCUGACCAAUCAAGACGAGAAUGUAAGGCAUAUAUAUAACAGCUGCAGUCUGGGUUGGUGAUCAUACGCCAGGUCUGCACACUUGCUGAAACAAGAAGUUCUACCAUGGAUUCAGAAAACCCAACUGAAAACACCAGCGGUGAAAAUGCUGAGAAUGAGAAGAGGAAAGGGUACUUAGGUUGGGAGGAAUACUUCAUGGCCGUCGCUGAUCUCUCUUCAAAGAGAAGCAAAGACCCCAAUACACAGGUCGGAGCUUGUAUUGUGAACAAAGAUAAGAGGAUCGUCGGUACUGGUUACAACGGAAUGCCCAAUAACUGCGGUAAUGAAGAACUACCGUGGGGCAAGGAAGAAGGUUGGGACAAGAAUAAGAAACUUUAUGUCUGCCACGCUGAGCUGAACGCCAUAAUGAACAAGUAUUCUGCUGACUUGAAAGGCUGCAAGAUCUUCGUGACUCUGUUCCCAUGUAACCACUGCACCCAGAUGAUCAUUCAGUCUGGAAUCCAUAAGGUUGUCUACUUGUCAGAUGUGAAAAAGGACAAGGACGACGUGAAAGCAUCAAAGAGACUUCUGCGCAUGGCUGGUGUCAAACACAGACCAUAUCGAGGAAGCAAGGCCCUAAUCCAGAUAGAGUUUCCUCCAGAUCCCACUGAUGAUGUGGACCCAGAUGAGGAACACCAUGAUGAUAGUGAUGAGUGAAGUGUUGCGAGGUGAAUUUAUAUGUAAACCGCUUUCCCAGCCAUAGAUAAACUGGCCACUCACUGAUCACAUUCUUCAAGUUUAUAAACGUUGAUGUUACUGAUUGUAACCAGACACAAACAAAACACCUCUUGCUUCGUCGUGCACAUAUUUUACUGAUUUCAAGCAUCCAUCCUCCCCGAGAAGGUGGUUAUCCUCGCAAUAUAAUGUUGAAACAAAGAGGCCCACUUUAGGUGAUCUCUUUUGAUAAUGCCACUUUUAUGUUACCGGGAGAUUUUUCCAAUUUAUUCAUGGUAGUAUUUGGGUGGAGAUUGUUUUACUUAUAUGCUUUUACUUAUACUUUUACUUAUAAUUUUACUUAUACUUUUACUUAUACUUAUACUAUCUCAGCGAAAACCAGCUGCCCUAUAACUCUCGAGCGUGAUGAUUUUGGUCCAAACCCUCCACUAUGAAUCAGUUAAGAAUGACACAAAAGAAAAUAUGGAACUUCAUAAUAAUUAU
Haliotis rufescens (red abalone) is the source of this 1330-nucleotide messenger RNA. Its product is annotated as deoxycytidylate deaminase-like. Gene Ontology annotation, molecular function: zinc ion binding; dCMP deaminase activity. NCBI's taxonomy places the organism in Eukaryota, Metazoa, Mollusca, Gastropoda, Lepetellida, Haliotidae. The transcript is spliced from 5 exons. The coding region runs from base 239 to 829 and encodes 196 amino acids. The record is from RefSeq and is a predicted model, not a curated record. Gene Ontology annotation, cellular component: cytoplasm. Gene Ontology annotation, biological process: dUMP biosynthetic process; dTMP biosynthetic process.